Owenia fusiformis is the source of this 5279-nucleotide messenger RNA. NCBI's taxonomy places the organism in Eukaryota, Metazoa, Annelida, Polychaeta, Sabellida, Oweniidae. The record is from the annotation of a GenBank genome assembly.
AUUAAAAUAUAGAGGUUUACAAAUCACUAAUUGAAAACGAUACUUAUUUUCUUCGGAAGGAUAUAUUUGUGUCACCGGGUAAUGAGGUCUUUUACUUUGACCGUGACUGACUAACAGCCACAUUGGAGCAUAUCAAAGAAGAUAGCUGACAUUAGGACGGAUUUAUUGCGGAUACAGUACUGAAAUACCAGUACUGUACGACUCGGAACUGAAACCCGACUAUGAGUUUAGACAUGGAGAAUUUAACCCCGGCAGAGUAUAAUAUUGAAGAUGAGGCCUAUGAGCCUGUGGGUGUCGAGGCCUACUCUGAGGCAUUCCCACCCAUGGAGGCCCCAGUGCCAAGACCCGUAGAACAGGCAGCUCCGAGCAAGGGAUCAUGGAAUGUACCAGUCAAAAUGUCCAGCCUCAAGUCAUCCAAAGUUACCCAGGUGUUUAAGGUACCACUGGAGGAACGACGCUACAAGGUGAACAGUACAGGAUUUGGUGAGCAAGCAGAACAGCAGUCUAAAAUAUGCCAAGAUAUCAUGCAGAAAACAGGUGUGUCCAUUGAGAUGUCUCUAGCAAAGGAUCUAAGUUUGACAGUGGUCAUCACUGGCAAGAUGGAUGCAGUCAUGAGAGCACGCAGGGAAGUUGUCAACAAACUGCAAACUCAGGCUAACACGACUGUGGCAAUACCCAAAGAGCACCAUCGUUUCUUGCUCGGUAGAGAUGGCAAGAAGUUGCAACAACUUGAAUUAGAAACCCAGACCAAGAUCACCAUACCCCGACCAGAGGAAAAGUCUGACAUUGUGAAGAUCAUCGGAACCAAGGAGGGCAUUGAUAAAGCCCAGCAUGAGAUCCUUCUGAUAUCUGAAGAGAGGUCAAAACUUGCCUUUGAAAGGCUCCCAAUCCCAAAGGUAUACCAUCCUUUCAUUGUUGGACCCAACAACAGCAUCUUGAAGCAGCUACGUGAAGAGACUGGAGCCAGUAUCAAUGUGCCCCCACCCAGCGUGGAGAAGGAUGAGAUUGUUGUGUCUGGUGAUAAGGAUGGUGUCAUCUCAGCCAAACAGCAGAUCAUGAAAGUCUAUGAAGAAAAGAAACGCCUAUGCCAGCCUGUAUCAGUAGAGGUGCGCAAAUCACAGCAUAAGUAUGUGAUUGGACCCCGUGGUACCAAUCUCUCUGAGAUUCUUGCAGCUACUGGAGUGAGUGUGGAGGUCCCUCCACCAGAGAGCAACUCCAAUACAAUCACACUGAGGGGAGAGCAGGACAAACUGGGACCAGCACUCACCCUGGUCUAUUCAAAGGCCAACAGCAUCGUUAUUGCUGAGGUUGAUGCACCUGCCUGGCUUCAUAGAUUCAUCAUUGGACGUAAGGGAGCCACUGUUAACAAGAUCACUGCAGAUCUUCCCAAGGUGCAUAUUGAGUUCACUGAGGGUGAUGCCAAGAUUAUUGUAGAGGGUCCACCUGAGCAGGUUGAAGAGGCAAGGAAAGCAUUGGAGGAGAUUACAAAAGACCUAUUGACACGAAUGGACUUUGCCGAGAUUGAAAUCGACCAGAAAUACCAUCGCCACAUCAUUGGUAAAGGAGGUGCCAAUGUUGGGCAAAUCAAAAAUGAAACAGGUGUGUCCAUCCGGAUCCCAUCUGACACGGAGAACAGCAAGGUUAUCCGUAUCGAGGGGGACCCGAGUGGUGUGAAACAAGCUAAGGAUAAACUACUGGAAAUGGUCCAGAGAAUGGAGAAUGAACGUACCAAGGACAUUCUGAUUGAACAGCGCUUCCAUAAAAAUAUAAUCGGGGCUAAGGGUGAUAAAAUCAAAGAGAUUCGUGAUAAAUUCAACCAAGUACAAGUGAAGUUCCCUGAACCUGGCAAGAAAACUGAUGUUGUCACUCUUCUAGGGCCCAAAACAGAUGUUGAAAAGUGUGCCAAGUAUAUGCAAAACCUCCAGCAAGAAUUGAUUGCUGUAAACUACCAGUCUGAAGUUCACAUAUUCAAGCAAUUCCACAAAAAUGUCAUUGGGAAAGGUGGAGCUAACAUCAGGCGCAUACGUGAUGACACUGACACGCGUAUUGAUCUGCCAAGUGAAAACAGCGAUAGUGAUGUCAUCGUUAUUACGGGUAAAAAAGCUAAUGUUGAUGCUGCAAAGGUCAAAAUUGAAGCAAUUCAAAAAGAAUUGGCCAACAUCAAAGAGCUUACUAUAGAGAUUCCUCACAAGUUCCACAACACCAUCAUUGGUGCUAAGGGUCAUCUGAUUCGUGCCAUAGCCCAGGAAUGCGGUGGUGUCAUCAUUAGGUUUCCACCAGAGGGAUCAAGCAGUGACAAGGUGGUGAUCCGGGGCCCCAUUGAGGAUGUAGAGAGAGCAAGAGUUGAACUGGAGGAAAGAGCUGCUGAUAAGAAAGAGUCAAGCCACAGUGCUGAGGUGAAAGCGGAGCCAAAUUUCCACAAGUUCCUGAUUGGUCGAGGUGGAGUCAACAUCAGAAAGGUUCGGGACAAUACAGGAGCUCGGGUAGUUUUCCCUUCAAAUGAUGAUCCAGAUAAGGAAACCAUUGUCAUCAUCGGGAAGGAAGACCAAGUUGCAGCAGCAAAAGCUCAACUCGAAACCCUUAUCAAGCAACUGGAGAAUGUUGCUGAAGUUGAAAUCAAUGUUGAUAGCAAAUACCAUCGACACUUUGUCGCACGUCGUGGUGAAGUUCUGCGUCAAAUUGAAGAAGACUUUGGUGGUGUGUCUGUCAGCUUCCCACGUAGUGGGGUCAAGAGUGACAGAGUCGUACUGAAGGGGGCCAAGAAUUGUGUAGAGGGAGCAAAGGAUCGCAUUCUUGAGAUCGUGAGUGAUCUGGCUUCCCAAGUGACCAUUGAGUGUGUCAUUGAGCAGAAGUAUCACCGCACAGUGAUGGGAGCCAAGGGCUCAAAGGUGCAACAAAUCACCAAGGACCAUGAUGUUGGCAUCAAGUUCCCUGAUAGACCUAUCCCUCCCCCUGCCCAGAAUGGUGGUGGUGAUGGUGAUGUAGCGGCUGAGAGUGUAGAUGGUGAGGAGCCAACUGUCAACGGUGACUCUAACUCUGUCAGCAGUGAAGGUGAUGUCGCCACACCACGCAAGUGUGACAUUAUCCUCAUCACUGGCCAGAAGGAAAAAUGUGAGGCAGCUAGUCAAGCUCUCAAGGACCUUGUCCCAGUAACUGAAGAGGUGAUGGUACCAUAUGACUUCCAUCGAUUCAUCAUUGGCCAGAAGGGACGAGAUGUGCGCAAGAUGAUGGAAGAGUUUGAUGUUAGCAUAUCCAUCCCCCCAGCCAUGGCUAAGUCUGAGGUAGUAAAGGUCAGUGGCGCACCAGCUGCUGUGGAAAAAGCCAAGGCUGCUCUUUUGGAGAAGAUUGAAGUUCUGGAGAAGGAGAGGGAAGACAGAGAACUGAAAAGUUUCCAGCUAGAUGUAACGGUAGACCCAAUUUAUCACCCAAAGAUCAUUGGACGUCGCGGUGCUGUUGUCAACAAGAUUCGCACGGACAAUGAUGUUAAUAUUCAGUUCCCUGAUAGAGGCAGCGAGAAACAAGAAGUGAUCACCAUCACCGGCUAUGAAGAGAAUGCUAAAGCUGCAGAAGCUGACAUUUUGAAGAUUGUGAAGGAUCUGGAGGACAUGUAUUCCGUAGAGGUGUCUAUUGAUAGCCGUGUUCACCGUCGUCUAAUUGGUGGCAAGGGACGUAACAUUCGCAAGAUCAUGGAUGACUAUCGUGUAGAUAUCAAGUUCCCUCCAGCUUCAGCAGCUGAUCAGAACAUCGUGGUUGUGUCUGGAGCUGAGGAUGAUGUGGAAGACUGCAAAGAUCAACUGCUUCUGCUCGAGGAAGAAUAUCUUCAAGAUAUCAAUGAUUCCAUAAUGAUGGAGCAGUACACUGCCCCAAAGAGGCAAGAUGACAAGUCAAACAAACAGAAACAGCAAGGCUACUUUGUUGCUGGAGCCCCUUGGAGCUCAGCUGCUCCCGACCUGGAUAAUGAUGAGGAAUUCCCUGAGAUGUCCCAGGUAGCCCCUACCAAACCACCUGUCUCAUGGGGCCCUAGUCGCAAACACUAGCGUACUAGAUUACACGUGCACCGCUGGACCCUAGUCACCAACACUGGGCACUGUAAAGCAUUGUGCUAUUGAAACAUUUCACAACAAGCUUCUUGUAUGUUAUCCAAGCUUGGAAUAAGGACUUAGAAUAUAGCUAAUAGUUUUAGUUAUACUUCUCUCAGCAGGGGAUGAUCCUUCCUGCUUCGCUCUCCAUAUAAAUAAUAAGCAGAAAACUCUAAAAAAUAAAAAUAAAAAUGCAACCCGGGAGCUUAGCAUGGAUGGGUGUUUAUCCUAUAAUGUGGUCAUGUGUGUUCUAACCAGAAACUUGUCGUUAUUGUUAUUAUGGGAUGGAAUAGAGUUAGAAUAUGUUAAUAUGUAUCAUCUGCUAGAAACUAGAACCUGUCUCCUUUAUCAAACCUUAAUGUUAUGUAAUUUUCAUUUAUUUUUAUCUUUUAGUUUGGUUUGAAAUCUGAGAUGGGAAUAAUUAUUAGGUCAUAUAAGUACUGUAUACUGGAAAUGUAAUGACUGUUGCAUCAUGCCUAGUUCAAAUUCGAGACAGACCUUCAUGUGAUGACGACAUAUCAACUGAAGCAUAGAGCUUCACUUUGCUAGAUUUUUUUUAUUAUGUCGAAAAUUGUUUUGAUUGAUAGUGAUAAUGUUAUUACACGGUUCAGUUUGCCAAUCAGACAAUAGAGUAUUAAAUGUGUAUCCAUUUUAGUGUUGAAUUUGAUAGAAUUAUUUUGAUGUUUACACAAAAAUUAUAACUUGCUCAUGUCAAAUAUGUAUUGAUCUCCUGUGUACUAUUGUUAGUUAAGAUGUUAAAGGGGAACAUAUAUAUAUAUAUAUAUAUAUAAAACUGUACAGUACUUUUCUCAUAUACUUAUACACAACAUACAUUGUUGCAAUAUGGACAUAACUUAUAUGCAAAAUAUAUAGUGAAAAGAAAAUAUGAACUCGAAAAAUGAAUUUAUUUUUUUGAGAAAAAUUUCAGAAUGUUUUAUAUGUGGUUGCUGUAUGUGAUGUCACGAACCACGUUGUUGUGUUGGGUGACAGUGUUAUUUAAUAAAAAAAAAUAUAAUAGAGUUAUUGAUAUAUUGUCCAGGGCAUCGCCCAUGCUCGGUGCAAUAUUACGCAAGAGGCACAAAAUGCAAAGUGCUCUCUAUUUAAGAGAUAGAGUGAAAUGUGAUUUAUCUAUAAGGAUGCAAAGAACUAUUACAAAGAGAAACUGUAAUAAAAAACUAAUUACUUGCAGUUUGAAAUGAA